AUUGUAUGACUGGAAUUCAAUUCACAGGUAGCAUUGGUUACCAAAUCGUCACAUUGGGUUGUGCAGACUGCAAGGGAAUCCAUUCUGCAAGUGUCCACAUUCUGAUGACGGAAGGAAAAUGUUCUGUGCACAAACUUGCAUCAACUCAGUUCCAAUGCAAGAAAGCAAACGCAAGAUUACGAUAAUCGCUGUGGUGGUCAGUGUAACCUCAUCACUGAUCCUAAUGAUCAGUCUGGCUAUUCUAUUUCAUAGGCACAAAAAGCUCAAGCAAUAUCAGCUUCUGGUCCAACAAAAGUUUGAAGAGUUUGAGGUGAAGCCAACUAUAUUCACCCACAGCCAGCUCCGAACUGCCACACGCGACUUCCAUCCCGACUUGAAGUUGGGCGAGGGAGCCUUUGGGAGAGUGUACAAGGGAAUUUUGCCGAAUGGAAAUGUCAUGGCUGUGAAACUACUAUUCCCCCAAAAGACUUCCAAGGGUUUAGACGAAUUUCUGAAUGAGGUAGUUUUGUUGACAGGAAUGAAGCACAGGAACCUUGUGAAUCUGAGAGGGUGUUGCAUUCGUGAACAACAAAGAUUGUUGGUGUACGAGUAUGUUGACAACUAUGACGUUGACCAGGUUCUUCUAGGGGGUGCAAACAAGGCCGACUUGAGCUGGCCUGUGCGAUGGAAGAUCGUCUUGGGAGUGGCCCGCGGUCUACAUUACCUCCAUGCACUUGCACAUCCGAGGAUCAUCCAUCGAGACAUCAAAGCCAGCAACAUCUUACUAACCAAGAACUACGACACCAAGAUAGCAGACUUCGGCUUGGCGUUGCUUUUUCCUGAUGAACAGAGUUGUAUAGUGACCAAGCAUGUUGCUGGUACCAAGGGAUACUUGGCACCAGAAUAUGCGUCGUGUGGUCGGUUGAGUGACAAGGUGGACGUUUACAGCUUUGGAGUGCUGUGUUUAGAGAUCGUGAGUGGAAGAAGAAACAUUGAUGAUUCUUAUCCUCCUGGCGAAAUGUAUCUGUCCAAAUGGGUAUGGGAUCUGCAUCGGCAGGGUAAGUUGGUGGACUCGGUGGAUCGUACAAUGAAUCUGCGAGAUGAAGAAAAGGUGGAGGUGCUUCGUGUGAUCAACAUCGGCCUACUUUGCAUCCAAAACGAGGCAGAGGAGCGGCCAGGCAUGGAGCGAGUGGUGGCGAUGUUGCAAGGAGAGAGUGAGGCAGAGGUUGUGGCGCUGAAGCCAGGGAAUGAAGGGAACCUCUUGGAGAGCACCAGGUUGUUUGCCGGUUGCAGUAGUGACCUUGGGACUGUAAAGGAGGAAGGCGAGUAGUCUUUCAUGGGAUCGUCAAGUGGAGGUGGAAGUCGUUUAGAGAAAGAAAAUUCCACUGAUGCUGUACUUGAGCUCAGUGAAAUAAGAGUCAGAUGAUUCAUUUAUUUUUGCCACCCUAGAAAAGUGGAGUGCAGGUUGUUGACAUCUUUGACAGAGUUGGGUAGAUAAUUGAUGAAAAUAGUUUCUUCAGUGAAGAGACAGAUAUAGUAUUUGUAGAUGGUGAGCCAACGUUGAAGAGGUUUAACUUCAGAUCUUGUUGACUCCUUAUUUUGCUUUUAUGCCUGCACGACAAUCGCUGUCAGUAAUUCUACUAAUCGACAGUGAAACUGUACCUGUGAUAGACUUAGGAGAUUGUGGAAGGGACACCACUACAGGUGUUAGCACAAAGUGUGUUUGUAUUUGUAAUUCGGGAGUAAAGUACAAGAGAAAAUUCCGACGAUC
Messenger RNA from Physcomitrium patens, 1750 nucleotides. RefSeq lists its product as uncharacterized. Gene Ontology annotation, molecular function: ATP binding; protein kinase activity; protein binding. Lineage: Eukaryota; Viridiplantae; Streptophyta; Bryopsida; Funariales; Funariaceae. Gene Ontology annotation, biological process: protein phosphorylation. The record is from RefSeq and is a predicted model, not a curated record.